AAAAACAACAUAAUUUAAUUGAUGUAUAUGUUUAAAGUAAUGCUUUUUUAUUUAUUAUAGCUAUUUUUUUUAAAGUGAUUAGGUUGAGUUAGUUGUUUGCAAUAAUGUAUACUUGGGUUUAACUUGGUUGUCAAAUAUCACUGCCGAAAUAUUUGCAAAAUUUUCCAGGACUUUAUUAUAAUUUUAUUAUUCUCAAAAUACGGUGAAGUCGAUUUUGUGACUUCCUAAUAAAUUCAUACCAUGGAUUAAAGAACAAUGUGUGUGUAGUUACGGCGGUGUUCUACACAAAAUAACAUGUCUAACCAAGUAGGCCCAUUCGUGGCUGGGCUGAAGUCUCGGAAUGUGGAUUUACAAAUCAAAACAGCUCGUGAGCUGUAUCACUAUGCGAAGACCGAGCUUCGCGAGGUGCCGCAAGAGGAGCUCACGCAUUUCCUGGAUGAGUUCAACCACCAGAUCUUUGAGAUGGUAUCCAGCAGCGACGUCCACGAGAAGAAGGGAGGGGUGCUUGCUAUUGUGUGCCUAAUUGGAGGGGACUGUGACACUACUAAGACAAGGAUUACCAGGUUUGCUAACUAUCUCCGUAACCUGCUCCCAUCUUCAGAUGUGGGAGUGAUGGAACUAGCAGCCAAGACUGUUGGAAGACUGGCUACUGUGUCAGGAGUAAAAAGAGCCGAGUAUGUUGACUUUGAGGUAAAAAGAGCAUUUGAAUGGCUCUCAGAGGAAAGAAAUGAAGGCAGGAGGCACUCUGCAGUUCUACUUCUGAAAGAAAUGGCCAUUGCAAUGCCUACUUACUUCUACCAACAAGUUUCAGGCUUCUUUGACCAUAUUCUUGUAGCUUUAAAAGACCCUAAACCACAAAUUCGGGAGGCUGCGGCCAAAGCUUUAAGAGCAGGCUUAGUGGUUACAACUCAGAGAGAAUCUGCUAAGCAAUCUACAGCCAAGCCACAAUGGUACAUGCAAUGUUAUGAAGAAGCUAUGCUCUCUUUUGAAGAGAUCCCAACCAAAGAAAAAGGUAUCACCAAAGAAGAUAGAGUUCAUGGGGGCCUACUGAUCUUGAAUGAGCUCCUGAGAUGUUCUAAUGCUGCAUGGGAGAAGAAAUACACAACACUUAUGCAGAGUUUGGAUACAAGGAAGGAUAAUAUUAAGUCAGAUGAUAUAAUAUUUUUGAGCGCGAAGCUGCACAGUCCGUCUGUAAAGAGAGGAUAUUUGUGUGAUGGAUUUAAGACUGAAAAUGUUACAUACCCGGUUUCCAUUUAUGAGUCUGCUGUAUGCAGAGCUCUGUUGACUGAAAAAUUUGAAAGAAUAUGCUAUGAUGUAAUGGCUCAGCGCAUGCUUAAAACUCAGGGAGUACCCCAGAUUUUGCUUAUAAUAAUUCCUCGAUUGGCUGCAUUCAACAAGGAAUAUUUCUUAAAGAAGUACUUUAGUACCACCAUGAACUUCUUGCUAGCAUCUCUGUCAACUCUCCGCAGUCGCGAGAGGGAUAGAAACAUGGCCUUCACUACUAUUGGCCUUGUGGCUGCCGCUAUUGGUAGUGAAAUCAAAGGCUACAUUCCUAGGAUUAUGGAUGUGAUCAAACAAGCUCUCCCUGUGAGAGACUCGCAGAGCAAGAGACGGAUGUACAUAGACCCAUCAAUCUUUGCAUGCAUUGCUUUACUGGGCAGUGCUGUUAAAGAUUUGGUUGUAAAUGAUAUCAGAGAGCUACUGGACGCGAUGUUCGCCACUGGACUUAGUCCAUCAUUGACCAUCUGUCUGAAAGAACUAAGUGAAAAUCUUCCAGAUCUCAGGGGGGAGAUAUCGGAAGGUUUGCUAAAUAUGUUGUCACUAGUACUAAGAAAUAAGCCCUUCUUACAUCCAGGCGUACCAAGAAGCCUGGAACAGCAGAUGAGCACCAUGAGUAUGGGCACGGAACCUCAGGACACCGCUAGCAUUGUUCUAGCUUUGAGGACACUUGGCACAUUUCAGUUUGAGGGGCAACAUAGUUUACUGACUUUUGUGAGGCGCUGCGCUGAUCAUUUCCUUCAAAGUGAUCAGCAAGAAGUCAGAUUGGAAGCUGUCAAAACUGCUGCAAAAUUGCUUGCGGAUGCAACAGUGAGAACUAUGAAAACUCCAUCACGCACGCUCACCAUACUAACUGCCGAAGUUAUAGGGAAGCUGCUAGUAGUGUCAGUGACAGAUCCAGAUUAUGAAGUGCGUUAUUGGGUCCUUGAAUCACUGAACGAAAUCUUUGACUCUCACUUGGCUCAAAUAGAAAAUCUGAAUUUCUUGUUCAUUGCUAUGAAUGAUGAACAACUGGAGAUACGAGAGCUAGCCAUCUGCGCCGUGGGGCGGCUGAGCACCGUCAAUCCGGCUUACGUGAUGCCUGGACUCAGAAAGACUUUGAUACAGUUCCUCACUGAGCUGGAACACUCAGGUAUGAGCAGGAACAAAGAACAGGCAGCUAGAAUGUUAGAUAACCUGAUCAGGCAUGCUCCACGCCUCGUAAGACCCUAUAUGGAAACAAUCCUUAAUGUUCUUGUACCCAAAUUAAAGGAGUCUGAAGCAAAUCCCGGAGUCGUAAUCAGCGUGCUAAAGGCUGUUGGAGAUUUGGCAGAUGUCAAUGGAGACAACAGCGGACUUAAGAAAUGCUUACCAGAGCUAUUAGCUAUCCUUCUGGAACUGCUAUCUGAUGCUAGCGCGACAGACAAGAGAAGCGUCGCCCUUUGGGUUUUCGGCCAACUCAUCAGUGCUACUGGAUAUGUCGUAGUUCCAUACACAGAAUAUCCAAAUCUCAUGGAUGUACUUUUAAACUUUUUGAAAACGGAGCAGCAACCAAAAGACAGGAGAGAAACUAUUCGCGUCCUUGGACUGUUGGGUGCUUUAGACCCAUACAAGCAUAAACUGACGCGGGGCUUAAUCAACGGACAGCCAGACUCCAGUCUAGUUCCCGUAGCCGAUAGCAAGGCUGAUGAGAAUAAUUUCGACAUGACAACUAGUGAAAUGCUUGUGAACAUGUCCUCGCCUGUACUUGACGAGUAUUAUCCGGCUAUUGUGAUAUCAACCUUAAUGAGAAUUCUUCGGGAUCCAACACUUCAACAGCACCACACAAGUGUUGUCCAAGCAGUGACUUUCAUCUUUGAAUCGCUGGGCAUAAAGUGCGUUCCGUACAUAUCCCGAGUCACGCCAAGUUUGCUCUACGUCGCUCGUGCGGCGGAUACGAAUUUCCGGGAGUUCCUUUUCACUCAACUAGCGAGACUUAUUGCUAUCGUGAAGCAACACAUUCGCAAUUAUUUGGAUAAAAUCUUUGACUUAAUCAAAGAAUUCUGGACUCCUAACAGUCCUUUGCAACCAACCCUUAUAUUGCUGGUAGAACACAUAGCUGUAGCACUCGGUUCAGAAUUCAAAGUCUACCUGCCUCAGUUGAUGCCACAAAUCCUAAGGGUUUUAGCUCAUGACACAAGCAAAGACAGAAUGGUAACUGAGAAACUGUUGUUUGCCUUGCAGAAGUUCGAAGACAACUUAGAUGAUUACAUGCAUCUAGUCAUUCCAUCAAUUGUGAAACUUUUCGACGCGACUGAUUGUCCUAUUUCAGUCGCAAAAGUGGCCAUGGAGACUGUCGAUUACCUCUCAGAUUCCUUAAACUAUAAUGAGUUGGUGUCUAGGAUUAUCCAUCCGUUAGUGAGAAGCAUGGAUAUCUGUGCUCCGCUGCGACCUACAGCUAUGGACACGCUUUGCGCUCUAAUAGUGCAAUUAGGCCGAAAAUACUUAGAUUUUAUCCCACUGGUGCAGAAGAUAGUGACUAAGCAUAGAAUACAGCAUCAGAACUAUGAGCUCCUGAUGUCGAAGCUGCAGUCGAAUUCCUCAUUGUCCGUUGACGAGUUCUUGCAGAGCACAAGAAGGAAGCCAAGGAACAAUAAUCAAGAGGCGCGUAUCGUGGUGUGCGACACAUCGUCGUCUAUACGCAAGCUAUUCGUGAACGCUCACAACCUGAAACUAGCAUGGACCGUGAGCAGCCGCGUGUCCAAAGACGACUGGCUGGAGUGGCUCCGGCGGUUCAGCAUCGGCCUGCUCACCGAGUCCCACAGCCCCGCGCUCAGGGCGUGUCUGGCGUUAGCACACAACUACUCCCAGCUGCUGCGCGACCUGUUCAACGCGGCCUUCGUGUCCUGCUGGACGGAGCUGGAGGCCCCCGCGCGCGCCGAGCUGCAGCGGGCGCUGGAACAGGCGCUCACGGCGCCCGACGCGCCAGAGCUGGCGCACACCGUGUUGAACCUGGCCGAAUUUAUGGAGCACUGCGACGCGGGAGCCUUGCCUAUAUCCACGCACUUGCUCGGGGAGAGGGCUAUGCACUGCCGUGCCUACGCGAAGGCCUUGCACUAUAAGGAGGAAGAGUUCCGCAGCGGCGCAACAUCUCAAGUGGUAGAAGCGCUCAUCCACAUCAACAACAAACUACAGCAAAAAGAGGCGGCCGAGGGCCUCCUCGAGCGAGUUAUGGCGAAACGAGAGGAUGGCGACACCCGCCUGCAGGUCCAAAUCCGCUGGUACGAGAAACUUCACAACUGGGAGAAGGCCUUAAACCUCUACGGAGAGAAACUGUCCCACGACGCCAACGACAUGGAUGCGUACCUAGGUGAACUGCGCUGCUUCGAGGCUCUAGGGGAAUGGGUCAAACUAUACAACACUGUCUCUAAGAGGUGGCCUCAAAUGACCAAUGAUGAGAAGUUUAAAGCUGCGAGACUGGCCGCCGCUGCCGCUUGGGGUCUUAACGAGUGGGACUCGAUGGCUAAAUAUGUCAGUUUCCUCCCAGAAAAUACUCAAGACGGAGCUUUCUACAGAGCGGUACUCGCCAUACAUGACGGCGAAUUUGAUAUCUCCAAACAGUUCAUAGAUCAAGCCAGAACCUUGCUUGAUUCAGAAUUGACGGCCGUUGCAGGAGAAAGCUACCAGAGAGCUUAUGGUGCGCUGGUCAACGCGCAACUCCUAGCUGAAUUAGAGGAAGUUAUUACUUACAAACUGAUUAAUGAAAGAAGAGACACUAUUAGACAAGCGUGGUGGACGAGAUUACAGGGCGGACAGAGGCUAGUCGAAGACUGGAGGAAGAUCCUGCAAGUGCGCGGCUUGGUCUUGACUCCUCAUGAAGACAUGGCUACUUGGCUGAAGUUCGCCUCACUAUGCCGUAAGAGUGGCGCUCCUAGACAAGCGCAUAGGACUCUAGUCAUGUUGUUAGGAACGGAUCCAAGUAAAAAUACAGAAAUGCCGCUCCCUACCCACGAACCCCGCCUCACGCUCGCUUACGCUAAGCAUCUUUGGGUAGCCGGUGACAAGCAACUAGCCUACAACCAGUUACAGCGCUACGUGGAAUCCUCUGAAACCGGAGACUCCGAUAACUGCCGACUUCUCGCCCGUUGCCAUUUGAAACUUGGGGCCUGGUGCGAAUCCCUAUUAGGCAUCAAUGAGACAUCCAUCCCGGAAAUUCUAAGAAAUUACUCCUCAGCGACACAGUUGUCUCCAGACUGGUACAAAGCUUGGCACGCCUGGGCUUACAUGAAUUUCGAAAGCGUAUUAUUCCACAAACACCAAGAUCCUAACCCUGAGAACGCUGAAAGCGUCGACAAGAAAGACUCUGAAUUCGUCGAACAAUAUACAGUACCAGCCGUGGACGGGUUCUUUAAAUCUAUCAAUCUUUCUCACGGAAGCUCUCUACAGGACACGCUCAGAUUGCUAACUCUAUGGUUCGACUACGGUCAUCACCCGGCCGUCCACGAGGCUCUAGUCGAUGGUAUUCGAACCAUCGAAAUAAACGUAUGGCUGCAAGUGAUACCUCAGUUGAUCGCCAGAAUCGAUACGCCUCGCGCUUUAGUUGGCAAGUUGAUUCAUUCUUUGCUAAUCGAUAUUGGAAAAUCGCAUCCGCAAGCGCUAGUCUAUCCUCUGACGGUGGCUUCAAAAUCUUCCUUCAUAGCUCGGAAGAACGCCGCCAACCAGAUUUUAAAAUCCAUGUGCACUCAUUCCAGUAACUUGGUGAACCAGGCAGCCAUGAUAUCUGAAGAGUUGAUUAGGGUUGCUAUUCUAUGGCACGAGCAAUGGCAUGAAGCUUUGGAAGAGGCGUCUAGAUUGUACUUUAGCGAGCACGAUGUCAAAGCCAUGUUCAAGACGCUGGAGCCUUUGCACGCUAUGUUGGAGCGAGGCCCGCAGACCACCAAGGAGGUGUCCUUCACCCAGGCGUAUGGAAGAGACCUGAACGAGGCGCAGGAAUGGUGUAACCGAUUCAAGGAAACAAACGCGGUCCGUGACCUGAACCAAGCGUGGGACCUGUACUACCAUGUGUUCCGCCGCAUCAGCCGGCAGCUGCCGCAGCUGACGUCGCUGGAGCUGCAGUACGUCAGCCCGCGCCUGCUCAACUGCCGCGACCUGGAGCUGGCCGUGCCGGGCUCCUACGUGCCCGACCUGCCGCUCAUCCGCAUCGCGCACAUACAGAGCAGCCUGCAGGUCAUAACUUCGAAGCAGCGUCCGCGCCGGCUCUGCGUGCGCGGCUCCAACGGCAAAGACUACAUGUUCCUCCUGAAGGGCCACGAGGACCUGCGGCAAGACGAGCGCGUCAUGCAGCUGUUCGGGCUCGUCAACACCCUACUGCAGGCCGACCCGCACACUUUCCGGCGCGACCUCAACAUACAGAGAUAUGCCGUGAUCCCACUGUCGACCAACUCCGGCCUCAUAGGCUGGGUGCCUCACUGCGACACCCUACACUCCCUUAUUCGCGACUACCGCGAGAAAAGGAAGUGUCUUCUCAACAUCGAGCAUAGAAUCAUGCAGCGCAUGGCCUCGGACCUGGAGAAACUCAUGCUCAUGCAGAAGGUGGAAGUGUUCGAGCACGCCCUCGAGCACACGGCGGGCGACGACCUCGCCAAGCUGCUGUGGCUGAAGAGCCCCUCAUCGGAAGUGUGGUUCGAGCGCCGCACCAACUACACGCGCUCGCUCGCCGUCAUGAGCAUGGUGGGCUACAUCCUCGGGCUGGGCGACCGGCACCCGUCCAACAUCAUGCUGGACCGCGUCACGGGCAAGUUCCUGCACAUCGACUUCGGCGACUGCUUCGAGGUGGCCGUCACCCGGGACAAGUUCCCCGAGAAGAUCCCUUUCCGGCUCACGAGGAUGCUCAUCAAUGCCAUGGAGGUAACGGGCAUCGAGGGCACCUACCGGCGCACGUGCGAGUCCGUGAUGGAGGUGCUGCACCGGCACAAGGACAGCGUGAUGGCCGUGCUGGAGGCCUUCGUGUACGACCCGCUGCUGAACUGGCGGCUCAUCGACGCCGGCCGCCGCUCGCGCGCCGACGACGCGCCCGACGCCUCGCCGCUGCCCAGCCGCGGCCGCCUGCCCGCCGGCCCCGCCGGCCCCGCCGGCCCCGUCGGCCCCGCCGGCCCCGCCGGCCCCGCCGGCCCCGCCGAGCCGCUGGACCAGCCCGCCGAGACCAACCUCAACAAGCGGGCGCUCGGUAUAGUCAACCGCGUCCGGGACAAGCUCACCGGACGCGACUUCCCGCACAUUGAUGAAACGGUCUCGGUCCAGAAGCAGGUUGAGCUGCUGAUUCAACAGGCGACGAGCAAUGAGAAUCUUUGUCAGUGUUAUAUUGGAUGGUGUCCGUUUUGGUAAAGCCUAUUGUGCCUGUUAAUCUUUUAUUACCUAAGCUUUCAAGUUAUAGAAUCAACACGCUUCCGUUUUCCAAACACAUUUGCUGCCAAGAACCCGCUAGGUAAGCUAGAUAUUAAAUCGAUUUUGAGCGAAAUCCCUCUCGCUGAUUCAUGACAUUUAUACUUUUUAAGCCCUUAAAGUGAGAUUGGGAUUCGGUCCAACCGUUCACGUUAUUAUAGUAUGAAUUAAUCUCAGAUGUUUUUUUCCGGCUCGGUCCCUAAUCAGUUAAACAAAAACCUUUGUUUCUAUAUGCAGAUAUAGAGUCAUUGUCGAUAACCGCCUGUUUUCUACUGUAUACUAUUGUAAUUAUGCUUACAUUUAUUGUAUUUUAAUCAUUUGGCAUCAAACAUAAAACAUUGCACUGGAUGUAUAUAACGUAAGCUUAAUAAUAAGAUAUAACUGACUAAAGUGACUAAUGACUAUAGAAACCUAUAUAGGACCUUAUUACAGUGAUAUAAGGUCUACCAAUGGUCAGUUAAGUGUGUUGCUGUUAGGUGACAACCAGAGCUCACUAAUUAUUACCACAUGUCCAGAGCCACAGAGAACCGUACUAUAGUUCGAUUUCUUAGCAUUUGAAAAAGGUAACCAAUCUUGACGUGUCUUUUUAUUGAAAAAUAUUGAAAAACGCUUUUUAAAAAUUGGUUUUGUAAUCAAACAAAUUUAACACAUAUCAGUGAAAGAAUAAGGAUCACAGUCACAUGACGUUCUAAAAGUUUUAACAUGUGUUGAAAGAUGGAAGUAAAUUUACUUUGACAAUCCACCUCUAUUUCAAGCUCUAUUACUAAGAUCAAAGUGAGUUUUCGUUGUCAACUGACUAUAUAUUAUAAGCAAUCAAAGUUAUAAUACGUUCCUUUAUUUCGGUCUUGAAGUCAUUUAUUAAUGUGUAAGUUAAUGCUACUAUUCUAGAUUUAUAUGUUGUAACUUACAAUUUAUACGAAAUAGAUGUGCCUAUACCAAUGGUUGCCAUUUCAUGUCUAGGUUAAGGUUAAACUAUUUAAGCCAAAGCUUUGUUAAGUCUCAUAUAAUCUCACAAAUGUCGGUCCCUUGAACAAUUAACGUUAAUAACAGAAUGUAAAAAAAAGUAUACGUGACUCAGUCAAUCAGCCGAGCAAUCAAGUUUACAAACAUCUUGUAAAAAUAACGCCCUUAAGACAAUGACGAUAAGGUCGUGUAAAUAUUUGCUUGGAACGUUGGCUUGCGAAGAUGUUUGUUUGUACCUUAUUGACCGAAUGAACAAAUCACGUGUUUUUUAUAUUGUCUUCAAAUCAAGCAGUGGCGCCUAAAUUUAUAACGAAUAAUUAUUUUAAUUAUACUCAAUGGCGAUGAUGAUGACAUCGUAAUGUGGAACACUGUUGAGUCAGUCAAGGAUAGAUAUAUUAUAACAGCCAAGGCAUAUGUCUACAAAUAUGUCUGAGCAUGUACUCUAACGCCUUGAGAAUAGAGUCGUGUUCAGAUAUGUUUAUCGCUUUAGCCGCUCUGAUAUAUCUGAUGGUGAUUGUACUGAUUUGGACAAUGCGUCACAUGCGUUGGGAGUAGGCAGGCACUGUCUCCAUAGCUGCUGUAAAAUACAAUACUUGGUACCUCUUUCUUUACAAAAUUUUAUGCAAUUUUCUAAUAGCCAUAAAGUUAAUCGUUAGUUUAGAAUUAAGUGCAGCAUCGUAUCGUGUAAUGUAAAUAUUGUUAGAUAAUAAUAUGUGACCACGGCCGGCAAAACGUCCCAUUUUGUCGCUUGCCAUAAGGACAAGAUUUGCUUGUAUCUUUAUACGUAUAGCCUGACAAAGCGUCCUUAUGGCAAGCGAAAAAAAUGGGACGUUUUGCCGGCCGCGUCACAUAUUUUCUAUAUCACUAUUAAUUGUAUGUAUAUAUGUAUCCAUAGAAACGAACAUUAUCUAGUUAAGUGACUGAAGAAUCUAGAUUUUGUCAGCUGAAGAAGAUGGCGCCGCACGGUGCCAUAUUUUAGUGACUGUGUUGUCAGAAGUUCUCUGGUGUGCAAAUCGUAUGCAUUUGUUGUGAUAUUACAUAGUUAAUAUGUAUGUAAAUUGGGAUAUCAUAAGUUUAAUAAAUUUUAUCAAACAUU
This is a messenger RNA of Cydia pomonella (codling moth), 9736 nucleotides long. It is a transcript of the gene mTor, whose product is annotated as serine/threonine-protein kinase mTOR. Gene Ontology annotation, cellular component: TORC1 complex; TORC2 complex; nucleus. Lineage: Eukaryota; Metazoa; Arthropoda; Insecta; Lepidoptera; Tortricidae. The record is from RefSeq and is a predicted model, not a curated record. Bases 295 to 7620 code for a protein of 2441 amino acids. Gene Ontology annotation, biological process: negative regulation of macroautophagy; protein phosphorylation; TOR signaling. The transcript has 13 exons. Gene Ontology annotation, molecular function: protein-containing complex binding; protein serine/threonine kinase activity; protein binding.